ACAAAUUCCAUGAUGUAGACAAGCAAACAAAAGGCGAAACCAAGAAACCAAGCCGACCGGUAAGCGUUAAUAAUCGCAUUGACUCAACAGUUCAGCGGUUCACGUUAAAAGACACCCCUCCCACGCAUUUCAAACUUUUUCUUUUAUCCCUCCCGACCCCACUACAACAUAAGAACUUGAAAAUUCAGAAAUGCACCCCGAAUUUUUUCAGAUCAAACUCUCCAAAGUCCAACUGAUCCAACAACCAGGGCAUUCUUAAUUUAUCGAGAAGGGCUUGUUGUUCUCAUAAUUACAAAACAGUAAUCAAAUCGGAAAACCAACCAGUUAUGCCGGCGUAGAAGAGUGAAGGUGUGGAAUGACGAUGGACAGAGAGAAGGAGAGGGAGAUAGAGUUAGAGAGUGCAAUGUACACUAACUGUUUGUUACUAGGUCUGGAUCCAUCCAUCAUUGGAAUCGGAGCUAACAAUGGCACUCCUCGUGUUGGACUCUUUCGUCAUUCAAACCCUAAAUUGGGAGAACAGCUUCUUUACUUCUUACUUUCUUCUCUUAGAGGCCCUGCUCAAUCCGCGAAGGAUUUCGAUAAGGUCUGGCCUAUAUUUGAUUCAGCUCAAUCUCGUGAUUUUCGAAAGGUUGUGCAAGGAAUUAUAAGCGAGUUGGAAUCCCAGGGGGCGCUUCCUAGAAGCAAUUCGAGGGUCUCAUCUCUUGCGACGUGUUGUGGACCGAGAUUUGUUGAACUUCUGUGGCAACUCUCACUGCAUGCCUUGAGGGAAGUUCAUAGGCGAACAUUUGCUGCUGAUGUAGCUUCUAACCCAUUACCUGCUUCAUUGACAGAUGUAGCUUUCUCACAUGCAGCCACCUUACUUCCUGUAACCAAGGCUAGGAUUGCACUUGAAAGAAGAAGGUUUCUGAAAAAUGCAGAAACAGCAGUUCAAAGACAGGCCACAUGGUCUAAUUUGGCUCAUGAGAUGACAGCUGAGUUUCGAGGCCUUUGUGCUGAAGAGGCUUAUUUGCAGCAAGAACUUGAAAAACUGCAUGAUGUUAGAAACAAAGUAAAGUUGGAAGGUGAACUGUGGGAUGAACUUGUAUCAAGCUCGAGCCAAAACUCGCAUAUGGUCCAAAGAGCUACUCGCUUGUGGGACUCUUUGCUAUCUCGCCAAACUCAGCACGAGAUUCUCGCUUCUGGCCCAAUAGAGGAUCUUAUAGCUCAUCGUGAGCAUAGGUAUCGUAUAUCUGGGUCAGCUUUGCUUGCAGCCAUGGAUCAAAGUUCUGUAGCUCCACCUCGUGAUUUAGUUCCAUCACAUCUAGAUAAUAAAGAUCAAUCUGAAAGAUCACAAGCAGAUUUUAAUAGAGAAAAGCAUGUGAACAAUCCAGAUUCUUCUCAUACUCAAGCAAAUGAUGAGAGUUUUUCUCGAGUUGAUGAAAGGACUGCAAGAGCCCAUCCAACUAUUGAUAUAGCUGAAGUUUUGAGGCGUUGGACACAUGCCCUACAACGAAUUCAUAAGCAAUCACUUCAAUUGGCAAAAGUAAAUGACGGAGAGGGUCCAGAGCUUCUGAGAAGUUCACAUGAUGGUGGUACAGACAGUCACGUGGAAUCCUUGGCUGCAACACUUGCUGAACAUAGGCAGCACCUAGCAAGUAUACAGGUGCUCAUAAAUCAACUGAAGGAAGUUGCUCCAGCUAUAAAGAAUUCAAUUACGGAGCUGACAGAAGAAGUUGAUAGUAUUUCGUCCAGUCUUCUCCCCAUGGCCACGCAUCAUGCUAGAUCACAUUCACUGGUCCAAGCACAGAAUAGCAGAACGAUAUCGGAGAACAGCACCGAUGAGGUAGCUGAGAUGACCUCAAAAAUGUCAUCCAUGCAUUUUGAAAAGGCAUCAGCUACAGCCAGUCCCCCUGCUUUAAAGCUCCCACCUUUGUUUAGUUUAACACCAAAUUCUUCUGGAAAAGGUGGGAACAUGCAGAAGCGACAUGUCUCAGCUCAGACCAGCCAAAUAGAAAAUCUGCAUGAGAAAAAAUCUCCAGAUCUGCCAAUUUCAAAUAAUUCAAUGGAUAAUCCGCGACAAGCAGAUGAUGACCUUAGCUUUGUCAAAAAUUUGAAGAGAUCCGUCAGAGAAGCUGCACUUUCCUCCCAAUCUUACUAUCCAGAAUCAUCUCAAGAUAGUCGUUCUGAUGAUAGCUCUGAGCACUAUUUCAUACCUGUACCCGGGGUUGGGUUUCCUCAUCUUGGUAGCAAACCAAACUUAUUGAGAAGUAAAAAGCUGCUCGCAUCUGAACCAGAUUCAUCUUUUUAUGGGAACCAUCUUCCACAAAGUCAUGUGGGCAUCAAGUCAGAUGGACUUCCUGACUUAUUUAAUGAUCUGCGGUCUCUUGAUGACUAUGAUGGCAUAGAUAGUUUUCUGUCAACCAUGGGUUCAAACUCUUCAGUUUCUGAUGCUUGCAGGUCAUUUUAUGAUAUGGAGGAAGCUGAAGAACAAGUAUUUUCUCCUCCUUUGCUUAUGGAUACAUCACUGUUGGCAGAGUCAUACGAGGAUUUACUUGCACCUUUGUCAGAAACUGAAACUGCGUUAAUGGAGCGCUGAGAUCAAAGUUCAAAUUGCCUUGCUGCUCAGCCUACAACAGAUGCUCAGAAUCUUGUACUUCCAAUCUUUCAGUGGUUUGGGAUAACCUCCAACUUUCUUUCUUCAUUUGUUUAUGCUUAUCCUCUUCACGCGGCGUCUCAUCUUGUUUUGAGGAGCAGAGGGAAUUUGACAUCUCGACAUUUCUUAAAUCAGCUUGACAGACUGUUGUGAUCUUUAAAUGUUCACCCACCACUGUCAACCUGGGUUCAUAAAAAUAAAGCUCUUCUGGAGGAGAUCACCAGAACUGCACCAGAUGUGUAAUGUAUUCUUUACUGAAGGGAAAAAGUGCCAUCUUACUUUUGUGAUUGCUACACUUCCAUCUCUUGGCAGUUAAGCUUAUGUUCAUCACCCUCUGUCAGUUUAAUAGUAAGAUUUAAUUGUAGAUAAGUAAUUAUUAUGCCUUUAGUUGAUCCAGACAGUAAAGAAAUGUUCAGUUAAUGCGUGGAUGGAAAAUUGAGUCUCCCUACUGCACUGCAAGACCUCUUAGUUUUCCCUUGUUAUAUAUUAACAAGCCUGUGUAUAAGCUUCUUCAGCUUUCUGGCGAAGGAUUUAAACUUCUGUCCUAUAUUCUUUGGUGUGUUUGUACUUGGAGACAAUUUCCAUGUCUCUUAAAUCUGUACAACUAUAAGUUUGAAGCUUUUAACAACCCUUGUUGUAGUUGUCUU
Molecule: messenger RNA, 3279 nt
Organism: Nicotiana tabacum (common tobacco)
Lineage: Eukaryota; Viridiplantae; Streptophyta; Magnoliopsida; Solanales; Solanaceae
Product: AUGMIN subunit 6
Biological process (GO): spindle assembly
Cellular component (GO): HAUS complex; mitotic spindle microtubule
Molecular function (GO): microtubule binding
Source: RefSeq, a predicted model, not a curated record